Messenger RNA from Gryllus bimaculatus (two-spotted cricket), 1353 nucleotides. The record is from the annotation of a GenBank genome assembly. NCBI's taxonomy places the organism in Eukaryota, Metazoa, Arthropoda, Insecta, Orthoptera, Gryllidae.
GUGACCACUCACGUUUUCCAGCGUUACCCGGACUUUGUAGUCUGCGUGUCGUCACAAAGCGAUAGGAAAGAAGUGUCAGUCAAUCGGCGGAUGGCGAAGAUGGCAGAGGAGUUUGUGAACGUGCGUGUAUCUCACGGUGCCCUCCGUGGCCGCAAGGUCACGGCGAAAGCCGGCAACAGCUACUUCAGCUUCCAGGGCAUUCCGUACGCCAAGCCUCCUGUCGGUCCUCUACGCUUUCAGGUAGCACAACCGGUGGAGCCAUGGGGCGGCGUUCGCGAUGCUCUAAAAGAAGGGCCCUCAUGCCCUCAGAUAGAGUGGAUAAAGAAACUUCCAUACUUCGGAGACGAAGAUUGUCUCUACGUCAACGUGUACUCUCCUCAACUGCCAUCAAUUAAAACUCCCCACUAUCCUGUCAUGGUGUGGAUCCACGGAGGCGGUUUCGAAGUUGGUAAUGGCGACGCAGAUAUGUACGGUCCUGAGUAUCUCGUUGGCGGAAACGUUGUGGUCGUCACAAUCAACUACAGACUCGGCAUAUUUGGCUUUUUAAAAGUUGAUGAUGCAUCGGUUCCGGGCAAUGUCGGACUGAAAGACCAAGUAGCUGCAUUGCGAUGGGUAAAAGAAAAUAUCCUCGUGUUCGGGGGGGACCCGAACAAUGUGACAAUAUUUGGAGAGAGUGCAGGAGGAGCAUCUGUUCAUUAUCAUUUGCUUUCGCCCAUGUCGCAAGGGCUCUUCCACAAAGCAAUAUUGCAAAGUGGAUGCGCACUGAAUCCCUGGGCUUCAUCCGUUCAGUCCCAAGAGCUCACAUUCAAGCUAGCGAGGGAACUUGGGAGUGACGCCAGCAAUGCUCAAGAGUUGCUUUCCUUUCUAAGAUCUGUUCCUGCGCGAGAUUUGGUGGAAAAAGAACACGAGUUACAGAAAAUGGUUGGAGAAAUUUUCCCAAGAUUCAUACCGACACCCGAGGAGUACGCUCCUGGACCAGGAGAUGAAAUAUUUUUACCUGCUCAUCCCAAAGAGAUGAUGGAGAAAAGGCAAUAUAAUUCCGUUCCAGUUAUGGUAGGUGCCACUUCAAAUGAAGGCAUCAUUAUCCUGGACAGAGCAUCUCAUCUUGACGAUGUCGGGUAUCUCUUCGCCACGCCGUUCUUCAAGGUCCCGGAAGUUGCACCCGAUUCAUUCGAAGCAAUAACACGAAAGAGGAUGGUAAAAUUGUGGACGGAUUUCGCCAAAACAGGAAAUCCAACACCGGAUCUUGAUUCCUUGAUUGGUGUUAAGUGGCCUGCAUAUAAAACGCCGGAAAGGAUGUACCUGAAUAUUAACGAUACGUUGUACUCGAAUGCCAACUGCGUAGAUGUUUAA